Homarus americanus (American lobster) is the source of this 4067-nucleotide messenger RNA. RefSeq names its product kinesin-like protein KIF2A (gene Klp10A). Gene Ontology annotation, biological process: microtubule-based movement. Gene Ontology annotation, molecular function: ATP binding; microtubule motor activity; microtubule binding. The record is from RefSeq and is a predicted model, not a curated record. Bases 184 to 2976 code for a protein of 930 amino acids. The transcript has 18 exons. NCBI's taxonomy places the organism in Eukaryota, Metazoa, Arthropoda, Malacostraca, Decapoda, Nephropidae.
ACGGAAGACCAUGCCGUGAGAAGAUAUAUUAGUCUUGUGAUACAAUUUUGGUCGUAUUAUCGGGAACCAUAUGUACAACGAAACAUCGUCAUCUCCACUCGACUUUAAUACACUGUGACGCCAAGAUGGGGAAUUCUCCAAGUAAAGACGCGAACAAGAAAAGAAACGGCAACAAUUCAAAAGAUGGCUGCCCUAUGGAGGAAAACUAUGAUGAGGAAACGCCCACGCCCACGCGUGAAGUGCUACCCACGCUUAAGGUCGACUUCUUGCCGUAUUCCACCGACUGCCAACCUCUCGUCGAAAAUCAAGAAAAAAGGCAAACGUUCAUCGUCACAGCCCACCCCAAAGACCACACCUAUCAGUACGCCCACGGCGAAAAACAAGUUUGUGACAACGCCCACGUCCACACCGAAAGUGACGACCAAGUUUCAGUCCACUUCAAGUAUUACACCAGAAACAAAGAACAAGCACAAGUCGACGCCUACAAGCACACCCAACGUUAAAAACAAGUUGAGGUCAGCGUCCAGUUAUAAAGCGAACUCCUUGCCCACGCCCCAGAUAAAGGUGGAAUGGCCCAAGUCGGAAGGACCACCAAUUGUCGGCCGGAUGAUUGAGGAAAAAGGUCGUGUCCACUCAGCGACCGUCUCCGCUGUCAACCCCACCGCCAGAAGUGUCACAGUAGAGUGGUUUGAAAAAGGCGAAACGAAAGGAAAAGAGAUCGAGUUCGAUGCUGUGUUCGCCCUCAAUCCUGAUUUGGCGCCCCAGGACCAAAAUGCCAUGCCACCGCCUUCAAAAUUUGACGACGAGGACGAGGAGUCCAGCUUGUCCGAGGCAGAUCUAAGUGACUACGUGUCAGGACUCAACGUUGGGCGAGCGGUGAGAGGGUCUGGACGAUUCCUGAGAUCUUCCCACACUCACAGCAACGUUCCAGCCGCCUAUCACCCACAGCGGCCUCCUUCCGCCCACACGUCACAUCUGCCACGUCCUCCUGGGCACCAGGUGGCUCGCUCUCAGUCAGCCUCCAGGCUCACCAUGGAUGAUGAUGGUGAUGAUGUGGAUGAUGAUGAUGAUGAUGAUGAUGAUCCUCCUUAUUCCCGGCAGUCACAGAUCACCCAGCCUGCAGCAGCACCAGUCACAAGAAGCAAAGAUGUGAACAGACCCCGCCCUAGCUACCUUGUGAAACCACCCCAGAAUGGAGAACUCCGAUCAAAUUUGCAAAACAAGAUUGGCCAAGCACCUGCCAGAUCCACAGAAAAUAUUUCUACAUCCACUGUGAGCAAAGCCUCAUCUGUACCAGCUUCUCGGCGCCGAAGUAAUGUGGUGAAGGAAGUGGAUCGUAUUCAGAAGAAACGAGAGGAACGUAGAAAACAGCAAGCGGAGAAAAAAGAAGAGAAAGAAGCACUAAUGAACCUCGACCCAGGAAACCCUCAGUGGGAGUUUCUCAAUAUGAUUCGAGAGUUCAGAUCACAGCUAGAAUUUCGAACACUGAAAGAUGGUGAUCCUCUAGAAGAACAUCAAAUUACAGUUGCUGUCAGAAAGAGACCACUUAACAAAAAAGAGCAGAGCAAACGAGAAAUAGAUGUUAUCACCAUUCCUAACAGAAAUAAUCUUUAUGUUCAUGAACCACGAUCCAAAGUAGACCUAACAAAAUAUCUAGAAAAUCAGAAUUUCCAGUUUGAUUAUGCAUUUGAUGAAUCCUGCAAUAAUGAACUUGUUUACAAGUAUACAGCAAGACCACUAGUUCAAACAAUUUUUGAAGGUGGCAUGGCUACUUGCUUUGCUUAUGGCCAGACUGGGUCUGGAAAGACCCACACAAUGGGUGGAGAUUUUCAGGGCAAGAGUCAAGAUUGUGCAUCAGGAAUAUAUGCGAUGGUGGCAAAGGAUGUAUUUAUCUUCACCAAGAACCCAAAGUUUAGACAUCUUAAUUUACAAGUUUCGGCAAGUUUUUUUGAAAUCUAUGGUGGUAAGGUUUUUGAUCUCCUAAAUAGCAAGACUAAGCUGCGGGUGUUAGAAGAUGGCAAAAAUGUUGUUCAAGUGGUAGGUCUACAAGAACGUGUAUGUGAGUCUGUAGAUGAUGUCCUCAGACUCAUCAAUUUAGGUUCUCAAGUGCGAACUUCUGGUCAAACUGCUGCCAAUAAUCAGUCCUCACGUUCUCAUGCUGUCUUCCAGAUCAUUUUAAGAAAUUUGGAUAGAAUAGAGAAGCAAGGAGAUAAAUCUUACAAACUUCAUGGCAAGUUCUCUCUCAUUGACUUGGCUGGUAAUGAGAGGGGAGCAGACACCUCAAGUGCUAACAGACAAACUCGAAUGGAAGGUGCAGAAAUCAAUAAAUCUCUAUUAGCUCUUAAAGAAUGUAUCCGUGCUUUGGAUCGCAAAGGAUCACAUUUACCAUUCCGAGUCUCUAAAUUAACCCAAGUGCUACGUGACUCCUUCAUCCGAGACAAGAGUAAGACAUGUAUGAUUGCCAUGAUAUCUCCAGGAAUGAACUGCUGUGAGCAUACAUUGAAUACAUUAAGGUAUGCUGACCGUGUAAAAGAAUUGGGAUCCUCUGAAAAUUCUGAGGGAAAUUACAAAUCUUCACCAUCAGAAAAAGAACCCGAUGAAAAUGGUACCAGUGAUGCUGGCUACUCAAGACUAUCAAAUCUAAAUGAUAACGAGAUGAGUGCAGAUCAGCAGGCAUUCCAGGUUGCCAUGGGUGCUCUUCAAGAAGCAGAGGAGGAAGUGGUAGAUCUACAUGGUCAAUACUUUGCUCACCGAGAUAAAAUGGACAAAAUGCUGAUUCCUCUUUACCAGAUGACUAAUGAAGUAGACUACGAUGUAGAUGCAUAUACACAACAGCUGGAAGAUGUUGUUUUGGAAAACAUGGAAUGGUGGACCCAGCUGCGGGAACGUGUGGUGAAAUUGCGGCACCAGCUAGUGGAGGAGGAAAACCUAUCACGUCGUCAACAAGUAGCUCUGAAAACAUCUAGCAUCAAAUAACCAACCCUAAUGCAAUUACUGAUGCUAAUUGAAAACUUGAAGAGGAAAAUGUCAUAGUGAGUAGUGUUUUAUUUAACGAAUAAAUUGGUCGGAUGAUAUUUUUUAAAUAUGCUCUGUAUCAGAGCUCUUUUGGCCCAGCAAAUAUUGUAGAAAGGCAGCCAGCCAUUGUGUCCAUGAACUGCUUGUAUUCCUGUUAGUUGUGUUCACUAGCAGCUUCACUCAAGAGUUUGGUUAAGUGUACAUCCAUUGCCUCAUGCAUGACUAGUGUUUCUAGUUAAUAGUUCUGGAAACUCUCAUACCCACGUCCACAAAGUUGUAUAUAAAUAGGAUGUAAAAAGUGGAUUCAAAUUUAUUUUAAUCAAUUUCAUUUUUUUCAUGCUUCCUGAUUUGAGAAAUCUACAAGGAAUGCUCCUCUCGUCAACAACUCAUAAUUUUAGAAAUGUCGUGUCUCGAGGUUUUUGUGUUAUCUUGCCUCCAUAUGCUCUGCAGCUGUGCCACUCAUUUCAAUAAAAAAAAAUUUCAAUACAAACCUGCACUUCAGUUUACACACACACACACGCAUACACACACACACACACGCAUACACACACACACACACACACACACACACACACAGUAUAUGGCCUGAUAGCAUUAGGCUUAUUUGGAUUUGGCAAAGAUUAUACUGUACUAUUUUAAAAAUUAUCAGUCCAGUCUCAAAUAUCUAUACUCUUGUCAAAACUGCCUGCUUGAUGGUGCUUUGAAGUGGUGGCAGGCAGAGUGAUGUAUUUAUGUGCUAAUGGUUAUUUUUACUUAAUAACUGUACUAUAUCUGUAAAGAACACUAUUAUCUAACAUCAUAACAGUUCAGAGGUAAAGGUUUGUGUUGAAUAAACAAAAUAUAUUGCUUCAUAAAAGCUGUUUGGUUAUAUUUGUUUUGUAAAGUUAACCUGAUUUUUGUCAUUGUUUAAAAUAAUAUUUUUAAAUGCCUUAAUGUAAAGAAAUACCUAAUGUAGAAGACACAGCAUAGUAACAUGAACUUGUGAAUGUUAAUGUUGCAGUUUAUGAAGUUCUCUUUUUAACACAUCAAUAAAAGCACAAAUUAAUGCAAAA